Boeremia exigua is the source of this 1145-nucleotide messenger RNA. RefSeq lists its product as uncharacterized. The record is from RefSeq and is a predicted model, not a curated record. Lineage: Eukaryota; Fungi; Ascomycota; Dothideomycetes; Pleosporales; Didymellaceae. The transcript is spliced from 3 exons. Bases 424 to 1029 code for a protein of 201 amino acids.
UUUACGGUAUUUACCCGUUCCAAACCGCGCACCUCGACUCCGGUCUUUUCAUAUCGAAUAGACGAUGUGCGCCUCGACCGGGCACUGGAGCUGCUCGAACGAUGGUUUUGUCGUUUACCCCGGAUUGACGCAGCGGGUCGGGGGGGGCGAGGGCGUCACUGGGGCUAGGGGAUUCGUGCAGGCGAGCUGUUGGCGCGGUGCUGUGGUGGAAGUGGGCAUGGCCGGUGGGCACCAGCAAGGACGCAGACCGACGCGGCUGCAGUGUGAUAGAUUGCGCUGCAUAACCUGCUCUGGAUCGCUGUCUUCUCUCGCCAGGCCAUAACAUGUGCGUCGCGGCGCGUGGUAUAAGAGGACGCUGCCCUCCGUCAAUGAUGACCGCUGUACCCACAAAUUCAUCCUUGAACCGAGUUGCUAGUCUCCGCCAUGCAGUCUGUACUCCUCACUCUGGUGCUGGCGGCUGCGGCCGCGGCGCUGCCGCAGACGGCGUCCUCGACCCCUCCUGCGUUCAACAUCACAGAUGUGGUGUCGGGCGGCUCGGGGUGUCCGCGGGGAAGCGUUGAUGUGCGGUGGACCGACAACGCGGUGCUGCCGAUUUAUUUUGGCAAGGAGUUCACUGCUGCUGUGGGGCCCAAGGUGGAGGUCGCAGACGCGCGCAAGUUUUGCCAGCUCAAUUUACAGUUGGAGUACAGCGCGGGAUUUAGCUUUGCGGUUUACAAUGCCGAGUAUGCUGGGUAUGCGCAGUUGGAUAGCGGUGUUUCCGGGACGGUCAAGGGCACAUAUUAUUUCUCGGGUGAGGCAGAGCAGACGUCGAGCACCCUGACUCUGAGCGGACCUACGAAGGAACGGUUCAGGAAGCAAGAUGCCGUUGAUGUCGCGGUGUGGUCGCCUUGCUCAGGCACUGCGCUGUUUAAUGUCGUUGCGAGCGUGGCGCUCACGCCGCUCGCAGGACCUGAGAACGGGCUUCUUGGUAUCACAAAGGAAAGCGGGAGGUUGAGCUCGAAUCUGUACGUUCAAUGGAAGAAGUGUUAGGGUGGGCGUAUGAGGUCUUCACCCCAGUCCUUGUUUACACAAAGUUACACAAAGUUAAAGGUGCCGACUUUGGGAUACAUCUACUACAAUCCUACUUCUACGUCAGGAUGGAGCUC